Nothobranchius furzeri (turquoise killifish) is the source of this 3743-nucleotide messenger RNA. RefSeq names its product pleckstrin homology domain containing, family D (with coiled-coil domains) member 1 (gene plekhd1). The record is from RefSeq and is a predicted model, not a curated record. Lineage: Eukaryota; Metazoa; Chordata; Actinopteri; Cyprinodontiformes; Nothobranchiidae.
CCCCCCUGUUUUCAUCUCCCCUGUCCAGUCAGUCUGCCUCCAGAUGAGGAGCGUAUUGGCAGCUGCAUCAUUCCAGCCUGCUGAGUUAUCGGGAUUUGUUUUCUACUUUUCCUGCAUGUCACUGAAGCGUUGCCUGCAGCAGCCUUGUGUGUGUGCCACCCCUAAUUGUUAUUGACUUACUGUACUUUAAUUUUUUUUUUUUUUCAUAUUUGACCCCACCUCCUAGAGUGAGGGAAUUCUGGGCAGGAUGUUCUCCUCUUCAUCCAGAAACUCCCUGUUGUCCCCGUGGUCGUCCAUGGAGCAGACGGACUCUGACGUGUUGGACAUCAGCACCAAAGUGCAGCUGCACGGCGUCCUGUGGAAGAGACCCUUCGGACGGCCGUCGGCCAAGUGGUCCCGCAGAUUCUUCGUCAUCAAAGACAGCUUCUUGCUCUACUAUGCAGAGAGUGAGAAGAAAAGCUUCGAGUCCAACAGGUACUUCAACAUCCACCCGAAGGGCGUCAUCCCUCUGGGAGGGUGUGUGGUGUCGGCCAACGAGGACAUGGGGAUGCCCUUUGCCAUCGUGGUCAACCUGGAAGAUUUCACAGGAACCAUUGUCCUUGCUGCUGAGACGGGGGAGGAGCAGGUUCAGUGGAUGGAGAUGCUCCAGGAUUCAGGAAAAGUAACCUGGAAAAAUGCUCAGCUCGGGGAAGCAAUGAUUGAGAGUCUGGAGGCUCAGGGACUGCAGCUGGCCAAGGAGAAACAGGAAUACCUGGAUAAACUGAUGGAAGAGACGGAGGAGCUGAGUCAUCAGAGAGCACAGCGGGAGGAGCUGGAGCGUCUGAACCAGGUUCUGGAGGAGGAGAAAAGGAAGUUUGAGGAGGUGGUCCUGGAGCUGAAGGCGGAGCAGGAGCAGAUCAAACUAGACAUGGACAGCACCGCUCUGUCACUGAAAAGUGUUGCGCGCGAAAAGGAGGAGCUGAGCUGCUUAACGGUCAAUCUGCAGACAUCCAUCGAGGAGCUCUGCCAAGCUAAACAGAGAAGGCUUCUACUACUGGGGGAGAAAGGACAAAAGAAAAAGGAAGAGGACGUAGGCACAGACAGUUUGCAGCCGUCUUUGGAUGAAGAGGAGCUGGAAGACCCAGACCUGCUGCAGGACCUGCGACACAUCGAGGAGCAGAUGAAGAUUCUACUGAAGGAGAAAGAGCAGGCUGAAGAGAAGCUCCAGGAGAACGAGCAGCGGGCUAAAGGUCUGCAGCAGGAGAGGGAAUUCUACUCCACUCAGGCUCAGACGCUGCAGCAGUCACUCUCACAGCUCACUGUGGACAAGCAGCAGACCGAGGCCGAGCUCAAGGCGGAGAUAGAGUCUCGGGUGGAGCUGGAGCGGAGGCUGAAGCAGGCUGAGGAGGCAUUGCAGGAUCUGGAGAAAGGUCUGAACUCAGUGGAACGAACCAAAGAGAGAGAUGAGAAGAUGAAAGGGGAUGUGACACACCUGAGGAAGUUCUUUGAGGAGUGCAUCUGUGCAGCCGAGAUCGAGGCAAAGCUCCCAGCCAUAAUGAAGAAUGCUGUUUAUCUUCACAAAGCUGCCGCACGUAGGAUUAAGAGCUGCCGAGUCCAACGGAGAGCCUCCAGACACCACUGGUUGAAACACUCGAGGUCGUUUGCUAACGCUGACGCCGGCAGUGUGGAGGAACUGCGGGCAACGGCUCGACGGCUAACCUCUGACAGCAGCUUCAGAGAGAGCGUGUACAAGAUAAUCACAAGCAAGGAUGCCACGAACAAAUCACUGGACUGAAAACCGAGUUUAAGAAGAGAAAUGGUCUGUAGCUUUAACUCAGUCCUCAGUCUCGUAAACUUGUCAUUUAUAUCCCACACACACACACACACACACACACACACGCACGCACGCACGCACGCACGCACGCACGCACGCACGCACGCACGCACGCACGCACACACACACACACACACACACACACACACACACACACAUCUGUUUCUAUGACAAACUUGUUAGUUUUUAAGUUAAAGAGCUGAUCUGAACAUCUCUGUUAGGAGAAACUCUCAUAGGGGAGUCAAGCUAACGGCUGCAGAGAUCCCACUUAAGAGUGAAUCACCUUAUUUAUUCAUAAGCUACUGUAUUUGUUUACUCUGGUAAUUUUUCCCUCAACCAAACACUCCUUUUGCUACAGUAACUGCACGCAGUCAGCUUGACUCCAUAUUGAGAAUUUCCCAUGGGCUCACCACUUGUGGGAGGGGCCAAAGUGGUCGCGUGCAAUGUGUAAUGGGUGGUGGCUGAAGUUGGGCACCUUGGAGGUCUGAUCCUCGGCUACAAAAGCUAGCUCUCGGUACGUGUACUGUCACCUCUCUGGUGGGGAAGAAGCCUGAGUUGGUGUGAGAGGCUGAGAGGUUCUGACUAGAUAUAGUCGGACUCACCUUGACGCAUGGCUCUGGCUCUGGCUCCGAAGCCAAUUUCAUUGAGAGGGCUGGACAUACCACUCUGGGGUUUUCCCUACUGAGAGGUGCCAAGCAGGGGUGGGCAUGCUGGUUGCCCCCCCCAUCUUGGUGCCUGUAUGUGGGGUUUACCCCGGGUAGCCUCGCAGGGGAUGAGGGGUCCUGACUGUUUUCUGUGCUUAAACACGAAACUACGGUUCAGACUACCCACCCUUUUUGGAGUCCUCAGAGGAGGUGCUGGAGAGCUCUCCUUCUGGUGACUCCCUCGUUCUGCUGGAGGACUUAAAUGCACACUUGGGCAACGACCGUGAGACCUGGAUAGGUGUGGGUGCAGGAACGCCCCCUCCGAUCUGAAAUCAAGCUGUGUUUUAUUAGACAGCUGUGCUUGUCAUGGAUUGUCCACAAUGAACACCAUGUUCCGACAUAAAGGUGUCCAUAUGUGCUCUUGGCACCAGGAUACCUUAGGCCGCAGCUCGAUGAUCGCCUUUGCUGACCUGCGGCCGCAUGUCUUGGAUACUCGGGUGAAGAGAGCUGUCAACUGACCACUGCCUGGUGGUGAGUUGGCUUCGAUGGUGGGGGAGGAUGCUCAGGCCCAAACGUAUUGUGAGCAUCUGCUGGCAAUGUCUGACGGAGUCUCCUGUCAAAAGAAAUUUCAACUUCCACCUCGCACAGAGCUUCCAAAAUUUCCCGGGGGGAGGCGGGGAGCACUGAGUCCGAGUGGGCAGCUUCGAGAAGUUUCUGGUCCACCAUCUGGAGCCUCAGGAGAGGAAAAACAGUGUGCUACCAACACUGUUUAUAUUGGGGACUGUGUGCUGCUAACCUCUACUUGAGAUGGUUUGGAUCAAUGGACAGAGUACUUUGAAUACCACCUCAAUCCCACCGGCAGGUCUUCCAGUUAGGAAGCAGAGUCUGGGGAAUUUGGGUUCGUUUCUCCAAUAUCUGGUGCUGAGGUCACUGAGGUGGUCAAAAAUUCCUUAGUGGCAAGGCUCCAGGGGUGGAUGAGCACUGCCCAGAGUUCCUUACGGCUCUAGAUGUUGAAGGGGUUGUGGUGGCUGACGCGGCUCUGCAAUAUCGCGCGGGACAUUGGGGGCAGCCCCACUGGACUGGCAGACCAGGGUGGUAACCCCUAUUUAAAAAAGGGGGACAGCAGGGUGUGUUCCAGCUACAGGGGGAUCACUCCUCAGCCCCACACACCAUUACUGCACAUCUGCAGUUUAGAUUUACUAAACUUACAUUUUCUGACCUCUCCUUUUAUUUUGACCCACAUCACCUGGUUGGCUCCUUAGAUAAUUAGAAGGUUAUGGUGGAAA